UGGCUGUCGUCGACGAGGCUCGUGGUGAAGCCCGAUAUGUUGUUUGGGAAGCGCGGGAAGAGUGGCCUUGUUGCUCUCAAUUUGGAUAUGGCUCAGGUCGCCGAGUUUGUGAAGCAGCGUCUUGGCAAGGAGGUUGAGAUGGGAGGCUGUAAGGCGCCUAUAACGACGUUUAUACGUACUAUAGUGGAGCCAUUUAUGCCUCAUGAUCAAGAAUUUUACCUUUCGAUUGUUUCUGAAAGGCUUGGAUCCACUUUGAGCUUUUCGGAGUGUGGAGGAAUUGAAAUUGAAGAGAACUAGGA
Prunus avium (sweet cherry) is the source of this 299-nucleotide messenger RNA. Its product is annotated as disease resistance-like protein DSC1. Gene Ontology annotation, molecular function: ATP binding; protein binding. Lineage: Eukaryota; Viridiplantae; Streptophyta; Magnoliopsida; Rosales; Rosaceae. The record is from RefSeq and is a predicted model, not a curated record.